AUGGCUGGAUUUGCUCCUGAUGAAGAAAUCGAGCUUUAUGAGGAAAUUAAAUUUGAACCUGGUGUCAUGUGUGAACGGCUUGACAAGAGGACUACAUUCCGGUUUAGCCAGAUUGAAGAUGGGGACAUCAUUUGCUUCCAGAAACUCCCUCCAAUAGACAGGGAAGAACAAUGGCGACAUCCUGAUGUUCCUUCAUUUUUGGAAUAUGUGAAAAAUCGCCAGGUUGUUCAUUUCCGACCUCUGGAAAGACCAAAGGAGGAGGAUUUUUGUCUAGAGCUGUCAAAGUUGCAUACUUAUGAUGAUGUUGUGGAAAAAGUGGCACAACGACUUGGUUUGGAUGAUCCAUCCAAAAUCAGGCUUACUGCGCACAACUGCUAUUCUCAGCAACCUAAGCCGAGCCCCAUCAAGUAUCGAUCAGUGGACAAUUUGUUAGAGAUGCUGGUCCACUACAAUCAGAUUUCGGAUAUUCUGUAUUAUGAAGUGCUGGACAUCCCUUUGCCGGAGUUGCAAUGUCUGAAAACGCUGAAAGUUGCUUUUCAUCAUGCAACAAAGGAUGAGGCAAUAAUCCACAAUAUCAGAUUGCCUAAACAGAGCACUGUUGGAGAUGUUCUUAAUGAAUUAAAAACAAAGGUUGAGUUGUCUCAUCCAGAUGCUGAACUUAGACUGCUAGAAGUUUUUUAUCACAAGAUUUAUAAGAUUUUUCCACUUGGUGAAAAAAUUGAGAAUAUCAACGAUCAAUAUUGGACAUUAAGGGCAGAGGAGAUUCCAGAAGAAGAGAAGAACCUUGGUCCCCAUGAUCGAUUAAUUCAUGUUUAUCAUUUCACAAAAGAGACUGCACAGAACCAAAUGCAAGUCCACAAUUUUGGGGAACCCUUCUUCUUGGUCAUUCAUGAAGGAGAAACUUUGGUGGAAAUUAAGGCACGUGUUCAAAAGAAAUUGCAGGUUCCUGACGAAGAGUUCUCCAAGUGGAAGUUUGCAUUCUUGUCAUUGGGACGUCCAGAGUAUCUGCAGGACUCUGACUUAGUGUCCAGUCGCUUUCAGAGAAGAGAUGUUUAUGGUGCUUGGGAGCAGUACCUUGGGUUGGAGCACUCUGAUACCACUCCUAAAAGGGCAUACACAGCAAAUCAGAACCGUCACACAUUUGAGAGGCCAGUUAAAAUAUACAACUAGCUGAACUGCGGCCAGGGCAAUAGCUCAAUACCACAUCCCUUCGAAGCCACAAAAGCAGUGUGAAAGAGGUUAACUUAUGAUGGUCUACAUUUAUUGUUUAUGAAUUUGGUUGGUGGUUUUGUAGGCUAUGAUUCUUUUUUGACUUGGGUGGGGGAAGGGAGUUUAUCUCCCACAUGUAUCCUGAUUUUUACUGUUGAUACGAGCCCGCUUGAGCUUUCCCCCUCUACUCUUCUUGCUUUCCUCUCAAGGCAUUCCCUUUGCUUUGAGAGAGGCUGGUUCGUGUAAUUUAGCGUAUAUAAGAAGAUUUUGGUUCAAGGGAGUAUGUAAACUGGGUAUAGUUGGGUUCUGUUUUUCACAUCCAUUUUUUUUUCCUUGCCCUUCUCUCUUUCCCGUCGCCCCAUUUUGUCAUGCAAUAGGUUGUACAGGGGAUGGGUUUGUAAACAGUAGUGCUCAGCAGUCCAGUUCUUGUUAUAGUGCCUGUCUG
Molecule: messenger RNA, 1654 nt
Organism: Ilex paraguariensis (yerba mate)
Lineage: Eukaryota; Viridiplantae; Streptophyta; Magnoliopsida; Aquifoliales; Aquifoliaceae
Source: the annotation of a GenBank genome assembly